GGAGCUGUCCAGCACUUCAGGAGGGGCCGCGCUCGCCGAGCCGGGAGCCGCGCCGGGAGGGGCCGGGCCGGGCCGAGCGGGACCGAACCGAGCCGAGCGGGGCCGAGCGGGGCCGGGCCCAGCGGGACGGCGCAGGCAGCGGCCGGCGGCGGCGGCUCCGGGCCGGGUCGGGCCCGGCGGGGCGGCGGGGCGAGGCACUGCUGGUGGCGAGGCCGCCCACGCCAGCAUGGCUCUCUACAACAACGGGGCCGACGUGCCUUCGCCCCAGGAAGCCUCCAACGGCUUCUCACAGCCCGGCGCCUCGGGGUCAUGGCACAAGGGCGAGGAGGAGGUGCGUCUGGUGGAGCCCAGCCUGGUGAAGAAGGCUCACCGGGAAAUCCUGGACCACGAGCGCAAGCGGCGGGUGGAGCUGAAGUGCAUGGAGCUGCAGGAGAUGAUGGAGGAGCAGGGGUACUCCGAAGAGGAGAUCCGUCAGAAAGUGGGGACCUUUCGGCAAAUGCUGAUGGAGAAGGAAGGCGUGCUCACCAGGGAGGACCAGCAUGGGCGCCAAAUCAUGAUAGAAAACCACCACGGGGCAGAUGAGGAGGAGUACACGGUGGAGUACCCUGACUACGGCGAGGACUGCCUGCUGCAGUGCGACUGCUCAGCUGAGUGCUACCGCGAGGACAGCGGCCACCGCGAGUACAGGCUGAAAAGACGCUCGAGCAGCUCUGCCUCUCCUCCACCCAAGAAGAAAAAGAAAAAGAAAUCGGGUCACCGCCGGAGCCGCAAAAAGAGGAAACCCGGCUCGGAGCGCAGCUGUGACAGCUCUUCACCCAUCCGCAAGGAAAAGAAAAAGAAGACUGGAAAGAAACACAGACGCGACAGGUCUGAGUCGGGGUCACGGAAGAAGAGAAGACACAGGUCCCGAAGCCCCAAGAACAAACGGAAAGAGAAAAACAAAGAGCGCAAGAGGUCCCGCAGCGAGUCCCCGGCCUGGCGCUCGCACCGGCACAGCUCCUGCAGCUCCCACAGCGCCUCGCUCUCCUCCGACGACAGCGGCUCCAAAUCCCCUGGCAGGCUAAGCCCCAAGCGCCGGCAGGACGGCCCCAAGGGCAGCAGCGCCCGUUCCAGCCGCAGCCCGUCCUCCCCCUCUCCCCGCCGCUCGGCCUCGCCGCACCAGAACGGGCACAAGGGCAGCGCCCAGAAUGGCCGCCACAGCCACGGCGCCCCGCUUCCGGAGCCCUCGGAUAGGCCAGCCUCGGCGUCCCCCUCUCCGCGGGCUCAUGGCAGGAUGGAGCCGCCGUCCCCCCGCACCCGGGGGGGCCGACACGGCGCCCGCAGCCCCCGGUCGCCCACGCCGGAGCGGGCCAAGCACGGUCACCGGCAUCGCUCCCGCAGCGCCUCGCCGCCGCCCCGCCAUUGCGGCCAGAGCAAGGGACGGCCCCCGGCCCCCCGGGACCCCCCACCGCCGCCGCUCAGCCCCCCCGGCUACAGCAGCGACUCGGAGGGCUCGGCGGGCUCCCACCCCUACCACCCGCCGCUCGGCCCCGACAGGAACCACGGCACCCACACCAAGAAGGUGAAGGAGAGGCACCACCGGGGUCGGCCCAACAGCAGCUCGGAGUCAUCGGCCAAACAUUCCCGGCACGCCUCGGAGCGGAGGAAGAGCCCGUCACCCAGCCCCGGCCAGCGCAGCAGCUCCUGGAGCUCCAGCGGCUCCCUCUCCAAGUCCCGCUCCCGAUCUCGGGAGAAGAGAGUGGGACGCAGCCGCUCCCGCUCACCCUCACCAAAAAAACCUGCCAGCAGAGAGAAGGACAACGAGCCCCGAACACGCCACGGUGACCCCGAUCCCGCCCGCGCCCGGCGCCGCUCCAGGAGCUACUCCCCCAUCAGGAAGAGGAGACGUGACUCCCCCAGCUUCAUGGAGCCCAGGAGGAUCACGAGCGCUCGCAAGCGUCCCAUCCCCUACUACCGCCCCAGCCCCUCGUCCUCCAGCUCGCUGAGCACCUACUCCUACAGCCGCAGCCGCAGCCGCAGCUAUGACAGCUACAGCACCAGCCGCAGCCGCAGCCGGACUCGCAGCCCCCCCAGCCGCUCCCGCAGCCCCAGCCGCAGCCCCAGCUACAACAGCCGCAGCAGCUCGGAAAGCGCCGGCUUCUGAGCCCCCCGGCACUCGGCCACAGCCCCCCCCGCCAUCCCGGCUGUGCCCCCACCCCGAUGCCACCUGUGCAUCCUCCUGAGGGACGGGGACCACCAGGGAGGUGGAAAAGAGCCAGGGGCUGCUAAGGAUGGACCUUGCGGGGGGCUGAAAACUCAAAUGGGUCCUUGCAUCGCCCUGGGAGGGGGCGAUCCCCCCCCCCCCCUCAGCCUGGGGUGUUUUGGGGGUCGGGAUGGGGUAGGGGGAGGCUAUCUUCUUAUUUCUGCGAGCACCAGGGUGGGGCGGGAUGGGGGGGGGUGAGCACAGAGCGAGGGAACAAAUUGCUCAGCAGAGACCUUGGGGCGAGCAGACUGGGGACCCCCCCAGGAGCCCCCUGUGCAUUUUUGCAUUGGUUUGACUUUUUUAGCACAAGCGUAUCCUUGGGGGGGUGGGGGGGCGGGGGGGGCAGGAGGGGGCUUCUCCAGCCCGGGCUCAGCUGGAGGACGUGAUGCCAGCCAGAGGCGAGGCCCAGCUUUCCCCCAGCAGAGAAGUCACCGUGUCCCCAUGGUGUCCCAGGUGACAGGGGCACCGCAAACCGUUUUGGGCUCCCCCCCCCGGACCCAAGCACACCCCGAGCCAUGGAUGAACAAAGGCUGGCAGCACCCGCAAGUCUCUUCCCGAGCAGGGAGGUCUGGGGGGGCCACCCCUGUGGGUUAACGCUGCUCAUCCCGGCUCAGGAGCCAGCCCUGGCACCCAUCCAUCUCACCCAGUUUUGGGGGGGACCAAGCCAUCACCCCCCAGGAGGAGGCAGCUGCAGGGCUGAGGUCUGGGCUGGGGAUUUUCCACUCCCAGGGCCACAUCCAGCCAUCCUCCGGCUUCGGCAUGUCGUACCCCACCUUUGGGCUCACAGCCCCCGGCCACCUCCUGCUCUGGGGCCGAGCGGCGGCUUUUUAAACUUAAUUACAGAAAGAGAGGCAGGAGAGUCCCGGGCUUUGCCGGCAGCCCCGCUUUUGCAGGACUUUGCUGAUUUUCAAAAAAAAAGCCCCCCCACUGCGGGUGCUGAGGACGGUCCUGCCCCCCCCCGGGGCGGUUGGUGUUUAAUCCUCGCAGGCCCCAUGUUUUCCGGACGGCUGGAGCAGGACGAUGGGGAUGAGCCUCCCUGGGUGGGAGAGCAGCUGCCCGGAUUAACCCGCUGCUCCUGGAUGAAAAGCCGGGCUUUGGCAGUCCCGCUUGACACUGGUUUCCAGCCAGCCGGGAUCGGGGGGGAUCCUUUGGACUCCAGCUCGACUGGUAAUGCGACGGCCUCGUUAGCCGACAGCCUGAUGAACCGGAGGUCCCGGGAGGGCGGAUAUGUGAACAGCGGGGCACUCCAUGGUCGUCUCCCAAACCUGGCACGUCGAGGAACCGGGCUCAGCCGUGGGCUGAGGAUUCACCAGCCCUUGGAGAAACAUCUCCAGGAGCUGGGCCGUGCUGAGUGCCAGCCCCUCGGUAUCCCACCCACCGCCUGCUCUGCUGGCAAAGCCACCGGUCGCCCUCGGCGGUGCCCGGACAAGCGGAGCUAUUAGAAAUGGGGUGAACAGGUAAGGAGGGGACACGCUGGUGGCUCUCCGUGGCUCAGCUUGUCCCCACGUGUCAGCCCCGGGCAGGGCGGCAGCUCUGGAUGUGACCAUGGCGGGAGGAGGAGACGAAGGGUCCUGCUCCCCCGAGCCUGGGGAGAUGAAGGGCAUGAGUGACCCCAGCAUCCUUACGAACCCUCGAGCCACACUCUCCAAAAACCAUCCCACCCCUCUCCAGCCGCUGCCGCAGCAGCCCCCCCGUCCCCCCCAUCGCCCCACGGGGAAGCUCAGACCGGCUGUGGGAGCCCCAAAACCCUGCUGGGAGAGGGGACCUGAAAACAUCCGAAUUCAAGCCGCCGGUGACAGGUUAUUUUGCCAGCGGCCGCAGCCCCCAGCCCUGCAGCCCCCCAGGGCCGCGGCGCCUGAAAGCCCGAGACCCAACUGCAGCGCCGGCGCGGACAAGCCAGCACAUCAGGGAAAAUUUCCAGUCUUCCUCUUUUACAGCCUCUGUCUCCUGCCGCGGAGGGAGCUAACUGGAACAAAUACUCUGUAGAAAUACUUCAGUAUUUUCCUCUCGCGCGUGCGCUCUCUCUUUUUUUCUGGGUUGUGAGUACAGCUGUAGAUUCAGUGAGCUGGUUCAAUUAUAAUAAAAUAUACAGUAUAUAUUGUAAAUGA
Harpia harpyja (harpy eagle) is the source of this 4350-nucleotide messenger RNA. It is a transcript of the gene SRRM3, whose product is annotated as serine/arginine repetitive matrix 3. Gene Ontology annotation, molecular function: mRNA binding. NCBI's taxonomy places the organism in Eukaryota, Metazoa, Chordata, Aves, Accipitriformes, Accipitridae. The record is from RefSeq and is a predicted model, not a curated record.